Molecule: messenger RNA, 1026 nt
Organism: Chelonus insularis
Lineage: Eukaryota; Metazoa; Arthropoda; Insecta; Hymenoptera; Braconidae
Product: E3 ubiquitin-protein ligase TRAIP-like
Exons: 2
Coding region: 173-850 (225 amino acids)
Biological process (GO): protein ubiquitination; replication fork processing
Cellular component (GO): nucleus; site of DNA damage
Molecular function (GO): ubiquitin protein ligase activity
Source: RefSeq, a predicted model, not a curated record
GACAUAAACCGUUUAGAAGCAGCUAACGAAAAUUCGUUAUUACCACUGUGGAUGCCAAAAUAGACGCCAUAAGUACUUGUAGUAUUAAUCAAGUGAUCAUUACAGUUUUGCAAAAAGUAUUAAACAGUUCUAUUUAAUAAUAUAUAAUUAUUACGAAUAGUUGCGAUUAAAAAUGGCAUUGUGUAGCAUUUGUUUAUCGUCAAUAACAUCUGGUCAAAUAGAUGCUACCGAGUGUGGACAUGUUUUUCACCACCAAUGUCUUCAUACCUGGUAUGACAAAAACCAGAACCAUACUACUUGUCCUAGUUGUCGGCACAAAAUUUAUUGGUCUUCUAUAAAGCGUCUUCAUCUAGAUUUUGGCGAGGACAUGACACCAAAUAAUUCGAUAGUAGAAGAUCUGCAUCAAAAUGUAAUCAGCAUGAGCGCCAGGUUGAAAGACAUAGAGCAAAAAUUAGCAUCUACUGAAAAGAAUUAUAAUACGUCGUUGAAAACAAUGAAAAUAUAUCAAGAGCAUGUAACUAAAUUGAAUCAAGAGAACGCCGAAUUGAAAGCUACCACUAAAUUGUUAAAAGAACAACUAACCCAGCAAAGUGCAAUCAGCAUGAGCGCCAAGCUAAGAGAAGUCGAGCAAAAAUUAACAUCUACCGAAAAAAAGGUUCAUACAUUGUUGAAAACAAAGGAAGUAUAUCAAGAGCGUGCAGCCAAAUCGAAACAAGAGAUCAUUGAAUUGAAAGCUACCAUUAAAAAUUUGAAUAAACAACUAACUCAGGAAAUUAAACAUCGAAAAUUUUAUGAAAAUGAAUGUCUUGCAUUAACAGCGCAAGUAAAUGAAUUAGAAAAUGAUUGGUAGAGUUUAUUGAAUUUAAUUUUUUAAAAUGGUACAAAAAUAUUUUUAAUAUAUUAAACAAAAUAAUUAGACUCAUUUUUUACUUUUAUCAGUAAUUUUAUUUUUAUAAACUGAAUUAUGUAAUUUUUUAAAUGUAUUUUAUUCUAUUAUAAUUGGCUGGAACCAAUGCUUAUUUAACU